CCAAAAGAAUGCUGAUGGAACAUAUUCCAGCAAACGCGACUUUCCCCCUGAAAGCGCCCAUCUCUUCAAUCCCCUUGAACAGCAGCUGGAACUUACAAACCUCACACCAGUGAUAACUCCCCAAUGGGUUAUAGAAAAGAGACGUGUAGAGGCGAAGGAACAAAAAAUACACAAAUCCUUCCAUCUCUUCCCCUUUCUCCCUUAUGAAAUCCGCGCAGAAAUUUGGGAAUUGGAUAUGCCACAAGGCAAAGUUAUCUACCUCCACUCAAAGAUUGAUUAUUUGAAGGAUCACUCCGGCCGUUAUCCUUCGUUCGGCAUUCCAGAACUAUCUUUAGUUUGUCGCGAAUCUAAGAUGAUUGCCUCGAAGUGGGGCAUAGGUUUGCGCUUCUGUGGGUUUGACCAGCCAAUCCACUGCGAAUGGUUUGACCCCAGGCGAGAUUCAAUUUACAUCCCAAGUAUUCAUAUCUUCAAAGGAUGGCAUGGAUGGAGAAAGUGUAUGGGUGGCGCUACCGUGAUCCUCAACGUUCUUGAAACAGUUGAAGACCAGUAUCGCGGCAGGCUGCCAAGUAAAGCCUUUAAGUGGGCUAUACAGUCAGGAUACUUCGAUGGUGUUCGUUCCAUCGAUCUCGCGAUGUUGACUAUCAAGUGCAGAGGUGUCAGCUGGGAUAAAGAGCACGAUGCCUACGGUGAGGAAGGCCAUGUUGGCGUCGUGGGAUUAGAUGAUAAAAGGCUCCCUGCGAUUCUACGUCCUGUAUUCGAUGCCGUCCGCGGGGGUUAUAGAGACAGGAUGGAUUUACUACGCCACAUAGCUCAUAGACGCCCCUCGUGUUUGCUGAAACACCUCCACGGCGAAUGGAAUCGCGACCUGAAGUUCUUGUUUGAAGAGCAGUGGCUUUUCUCACAAUUGAGAGUACCUAAGAAAGAACAAUUCGAGUCGGAACUGUUUACCGACGUCGUAUUCGGCUACAAGGGCCGACGACGAGCAUUGAACAGAGAGCACGAUAUCAUACGCAAACUAAUUGCUAAGAUGCCCGAGAUCCGACCGGUUAUUGUUUUCGACAGAACGCCUACACCGGUCCCAGAGCAAAUUCUAGAUCGGCCAAAUCACUGGGACAAUAGAAGGGGUUAUGAUGGAUUGGAGGUCGUUUCUAACCGUUGAGAUUACCUGCUUGGCACCGAAGCUGAGUGACACCGACUUCUACGUACGCGGGACGGUUAAGAGGGUUGAGGGCCCAGGGGAUUGGACCGAGGCCGAAUAAAUACCGUUGACCGUGGCCUCAGAUUGGAGAUUGGAGAUGCGGUGAUUUCCUCGAGGGUUAAUGUUUAAUGGUGAUCUUUGCUAUGCGUUGUGUUAAAUCAGGUAGUCCAAUGAUGAAUUUAUAUUAAAAGUCCCCUUCCCUUGUAAGAGAAUUGAAGCUGAAACGGAUAGAAU
Molecule: messenger RNA, 1432 nt
Organism: Daldinia loculata
Lineage: Eukaryota; Fungi; Ascomycota; Sordariomycetes; Xylariales; Hypoxylaceae
Exons: 3
Coding region: 236-1159 (307 amino acids)
Source: RefSeq, a predicted model, not a curated record